Molecule: messenger RNA, 843 nt
Organism: Nezara viridula (southern green stink bug)
Lineage: Eukaryota; Metazoa; Arthropoda; Insecta; Hemiptera; Pentatomidae
Source: the annotation of a GenBank genome assembly
AUGGCUAUUGCUCUUACCAUUAUGACUAUUGCUCUCACCAUUAUGGCUAUUGCUCUCACCAUUAUGACUAUUGCUCUCACCAUUAUGGCUAUUGCUCUUACCAUUAUGGCUAUUGCUCUCACCAUUAUGACUAUUGUUCUCACCAUUAUGGCUAUUGUUCUCACCAUUAUGGCUAUUGCUCUUACCAUUAUGGCUAUUGCUCUCACCAUUAUGACUAUUGCUCUCACCAUUAUGGCUAUUGCUCUCACCAUUAUGGCUAUUGCUCUCACCAUUAUGACUAUUGCUCUCACCAUUAUGGCUAUUGCUCUUACCAUUAUGGCUAUUGCUCUCACCAUUAUGACUAUUGCUCUCACCAUUAUGGCUAUUGCUCUUACCAUUAUGACUAUUGCUCUCACCAUUAUGGCUAUUGCUCUUACCAUUAUGGCUAUUGCUCUCACCAUUAUGACUAUUGCUCUCACCAUUAUGGCUAUUGCUCUCACCAUUAUGACUAUUUCUCUCGCCAUUAUGAAUAUUGCUCUCACCAUUAUGACUAUUGCUCUCACCAUUAUGGCUAUUGCUCUUACCAUUAUGGGUACUACUGUUACCAUUAUGACUAUUUCUCUUACCAUUAUGACUAUUUCUCUCGCCAUUAUGACUAUUGCUCUCACCAUUAUGACUAUUGCUCUCACCAUUAUCGCUAUAGCUCUUACCAUUAUGGCUAUUGCUCUCACCAUUAUGACUAUUGUUCUCACCAUUAUGGCUAUAGCUCUUACCAUUAUGGGUACUGCUGUUACCAUUAUGACUAUUUCUCUUACCAUUAUGACUAUUUCUCUUACCAUUAUGACUUUGCUCUCACCAUUAUGA